Messenger RNA from Nicotiana attenuata, 955 nucleotides. RefSeq names its product epidermal growth factor receptor substrate 15-like. The coding region runs from base 107 to 703 and encodes 198 amino acids. Gene Ontology annotation, biological process: regulation of chromosome segregation. The transcript has 5 exons. The record is from RefSeq and is a predicted model, not a curated record. NCBI's taxonomy places the organism in Eukaryota, Viridiplantae, Streptophyta, Magnoliopsida, Solanales, Solanaceae.
AUUGUAGUAUCCCAUAAAAAUUUGAGUAUCUUCGAGUGUAAAUGCUCCCCAUCCCCUCAAAAACCAAGAAAAAAGAAAGAACAAGCCCUAAACUUUGGUCUCAACAAUGGUGGAUGGGUCGAGAGACGUGGAUGUGGAGAAGCUAAUCUCCUUCAGCAAAGAUCUCGUUCAGUUCUUGAAGGACGACAAAGAUGUCGGCUUCUUGAAACAGUGUUUGGAGCAAUCUAAUGCCGUUCAAUUACAGUGCCUUUCUGAAUAUCAAACCCUUCAGACUUCCAUUCAAGAUUAUGAGGCAAAGAUAAAUAUGUGCAAGCAGAGAAUAGCAGAAGCACAAUCUGAAGCUGCUGGAGAUGCUGAAAUAGAUACAAUGCAGAAAGAGUUAGAACAGAAGCUUCAGAGAGAACAGCUGCUAAGGGAAGAACUUAGAGUUAUAACCGAUGAGAUCGAUGAUUUAGAUCAUCAAAGAGCCUCUAUUGAGGAGCAAAUGCAGUCGCUCGAGAAGCUUGAGCGAGAUCAACUUCGAGCAGAGAUGAAGUUAUCAUUGUAUGCCUCUGUUACAAGUAUCAUUCCAGACUUGUAUGAUGAAUCAAAAAUAUCAGGCCAUAUUGUGGAAAGAGAUAACAAGGUGCUUGAAUAUUUUGAACUGGAUCCAUCGGAGCUAACUGCCUUUGACAUUAGUAACAGCAUCUGGAAGAUGAUAUAGUUGUAAUUAAGUACCUUCACCGUUUGUCUUUAUUGGAAUUGCAUUAAGAGGUUUCUUUUCCAUGUCAAUGUAAGUUACCUUCUUUUUAACCAGUUAUUUUUAACGGAUAAUUUUAGAUACCCCUCCUUAGGUUUCAUUUCGUAAUACCCACUUCUCUUGUGGUUUACAAAUACCUCACUUAGUUUGAAUUUUCUUGCAACUAUCCUUGCUCUUAUCAAGUUCCAUAUGUAACAAACUGGCAGUGUUUGGAAA